AUGGCCGGCAAAGACGGCGCCGCCCCUCCCCCGCCUCCGCCCCCGCUCCCAUCCUACCCUAAGAUGAUCAUGGAGGCAAUCCACGCGCUGGGACUCGAGAACGUCUCCAACAAGAUUGUGAUCUCGGACUACAUCAAGGGCAGGUACGGCUCUAGCCUCCCGGUCCAACACAAUGCCAUCCUCAUGGGUCACCUUGCCCGCAUGAUGGCCACCGGCGAGCUCACCUUCCUAAGGAACAACUACCUCCUCCCCGAUGAUGACGACGACAAGGAAGCCUCCCCGCUGCGCACCGAUGGGCACAAGGACCCUGCCGACGUCGAGGACUCUACUGGCGUGUUGGACGCCACUUCCUUCCUCCUCGACUUUGAUGACGAUGAGCUGCUUGCUCCCCUAUCGUCCUUGACACUGACGACAUUGCCGUGCAUGCUCUAG
Messenger RNA from Miscanthus lutarioriparius, 432 nucleotides. NCBI's taxonomy places the organism in Eukaryota, Viridiplantae, Streptophyta, Magnoliopsida, Poales, Poaceae. The record is from the annotation of a GenBank genome assembly.